UCCACGACAGACCACACCAUGGCUAAGAUAGCGGUAAUUGUUGCAGUGCUUCUGUUCUCCGCCUGCGUGGCACUUGCGCAGAGGGGCUCUGAGCGACCUCCAGACUCGGGAUUCAACAGACCAGGCAGCAAUCCUCAAGAUUCUGGCUUCAAUAGACCCGGCAACAACCCUACAUCCCCUGGUUUCAACAGCGGAUCCAACCGACCGGGUAACAACCCCGGAAACGAUUUCAACAGGCCCGGAAACAGACCGGGAGAUUCUCGCUUCGACGGACCUGGCUUUAAUCCCGUCAAGCCCGUGGGCCCCGGUAACAACCGGCCUAGUGACAGUCGCUCAACUCCCGGAUACAACAGCGGCACCAGACGACCUAUUGGACUCUGAUGAACUUCGGCGAACAAAUGAAUAUGUUACGUAUAUGAACUCUGUGCCCCGAUUACUGUAUUAACACCAUUCUUGUAAAAUAAAGCUUUAAUAUUGUGUACUGUGGAUCACUUA
This is a messenger RNA of Schistocerca americana (American grasshopper), 495 nucleotides long. RefSeq names its product putative surface protein bspA-like. Lineage: Eukaryota; Metazoa; Arthropoda; Insecta; Orthoptera; Acrididae. The record is from RefSeq and is a predicted model, not a curated record. The transcript has 2 exons. Bases 19 to 381 code for a protein of 120 amino acids.